Angiostrongylus costaricensis is the source of this 663-nucleotide messenger RNA. NCBI's taxonomy places the organism in Eukaryota, Metazoa, Nematoda, Chromadorea, Rhabditida, Metastrongylidae. The record is from the annotation of a GenBank genome assembly.
AUGGAAACGCCGGACUCCUUUUCAGCUUGGGAGACCUUGGUGGAGGACGAAUCCCCUGUUGAACAUCGCAGCCCGCCACCCAGGAACACCUCCCAGCCACUAUGGAGCGGUAAACCAUUGGAAUACCGUAAACAUAUCGUAAAGUUAUGGACAUUACUUGUUUUGCCACUUUCGUUUCUCUUUUUAUGCAAACUGCCUACGAAGCUGCUUAAAUCAGUGUUUGCUGAUAUUUUUCAUACCAUAGGAGCCAGCGUUAGUUGGCUUAUUACAUACUUUCAGGGUUAUUUAAUAGAUGCAACCACUGUGAUUGAUUGCUUGCACACGUUCUGUAAAAGCUGUCUUCUCACGUAUUUUGAAGAAGAGGAUAAUUGCUGCCCUAGCUGUGAACAACUAAUCCAUCAGUCACAUCCUAGCCAUUAUGUGGCUUUUGAUCGAACUAUGCAAGACAUAGUGUACAAGUUGUUUCCUUUGAUACCCAUUUCUAGGUAUUUGGCGCAUUCGUUGUGGUCCAAUAUGUCACGCUACAAUGAGUUGGACUUGUUCUGUAAUGAUGAGCUGAUGGGUCGUGAUUUUUCAAUGAGAUUCAUUCAUUUAACAAGAUGUCGAAACAAACUCAAGGAUGAACCACUGAAACUUGUAUAUCGAUAUCAUAUUGAUUUUUAG